UAAAAAUGCUGUAGUGGGAGUUCAGGCUCUGCCCCUCGUGGUGUGAAGUGAACUGUCUCAGCUGCUACAUAAAAAGCAGCAGCAGACGACGGCGGCUGCACCUGUGGAUCUUCCCUCCAGCUCAAAGAUCUCUUUCAUCUGACGUUCGAGAUGUACGGGCACAACCAAGGAAAUCCGUAUCCGCCCGGAUACCCAAACCAAAUGCCCAAUCAGCCGGGGGGUUACCCUCACUGUCCUCCAGGAGGUGUCCCACCACACUGUCCUCCAGGAGGUGUCCCACCACACUGUCCUCCAGGAGGUGUCUACCCUCCCCAACAUGGAGGACACGGACCUGGACCUGGGCCCUGUCAAGGCCACGGACAUGGACAUGGACAUGACCAUGGACAUGGACAUGGACAUGGACAUGGACAUGGACAUGGACACGGCCACGGACAUGACCAUGGGCAUGGACAGUGUCAUGGACAUAAGGACAAGCACAAGCACGGCCACAAGCACAAGCACAAGCACGGCCACAAACACAACAAAUGCCACAAGAAAGGAAAGGACGGUCACGGGUCCUCCAGUAGCUCCUGCAGCAGCAGCAGCGACUCCGACUAGAAGAAAAAUCUUGGAGGUGAAACAACAGAACGAGCUGCAACCGGGAAACCUUCGCCCCCGGAUCCCGUCACCGUUCCACUCGCCACAGUUUCUUCACCGCUUUAAAAAAUCUAUCGUGUUAAAUAAAACUGACCCAGCAGAAUCAGUUCAUUGUCAUAAAAAAACAAUGUUUAGGUCGUCGUGACUUCCAUGGAAUGAUGUGGGUGUAUGAUUUCAUCCGUGACUAUGUUUUGUGAGAACAAAUAAAUUUCUAUUCCCGCUCAGA
Mugil cephalus (flathead mullet) is the source of this 862-nucleotide messenger RNA. Its product is annotated as proline, histidine and glycine-rich protein 1-like. Bases 151 to 597 code for a protein of 148 amino acids. NCBI's taxonomy places the organism in Eukaryota, Metazoa, Chordata, Actinopteri, Mugiliformes, Mugilidae. The transcript has 4 exons. The record is from RefSeq and is a predicted model, not a curated record.